CAAAGGAUUUCUUGAUCGUGAACUGAAUUAUUCACCGUGUAAUAGUUACUUAAAUCGACGCACUUCAGUCAUGCUUAACAAUUGUCCUAUGAAUUAUAGUAUCCUAUUAAGGUAAGGUGAAAUUUUGUUCUGUAAGUAAAAUCAGUUUUAUGACGAUUGCUUUGGGUUGCAAGUAAAAUUUGAAUAUCCGAAAUGAGCGCGAGGGAAUUGUUCUUUGCUCCUAUUGGUCAGAUCCAAUGACAACACCCAUUGUGUCCAUUCUGUGAAAUCCAACUGAGCAUACUAUCAUCUCUUUCGUUCUCUAUUACCAGGUUGAGCAGACCGAAUUUUUGGGGGGUUUUUAACUUAAUUUUCAAAUAAAAUGAUGAUGGAACCAGCCUUCGAAGGCCUUCAACCUGAGGAGGAAAUAUUUCCAAACCGAGUUUUUCUCGGGGGCCUAGAUCGUAAGUUUACGGAGCUGCAGUUAGAAAAAUUUUUCUCAGAGAUUGGUCCAGUAAAUGAUGUACGGAUUGUUUGCGAUAGAAAAACUGGAUUGUCUAAAGGUUAUGGAUUUGUUACCUUUGAAAACGUCGACGUUUGUCAAGAACUAAUCAAACAGGGCUCCAUUGAGUAUGAGGGGAAAACACUGCGAGUUCGAACUGCCGUUAGAAGAAAGGGCCAAGGUCAAUUCGAGGAUGAAAAGAAAGAAAAUUUCAAAUUGAAAUUUCUAAACUCUCAGCCUAAAGUAAACCAUGCAGACAACAUGUACUAUACAUACUUAUGGCCGCCUACAGCUGCUGAAUAUCAAAAUUAUCAUUACGCAUUGGCUUAUCAAAAUGUUGUAUACGUUCCCGCUGUGUAUUAUCAGCCAUGGACAAGUUUUUAAAAUUUUACAAAAGAUUUACCAUUAUGAUGCAGAAUAUAUCUAUCUCUUAAAAGGAAAUGAAUUUUCAUCUUUUUUAUGUAAAAGCGUGUGACUUGCCAAUUUUUACACCAUUAUCGUUUUAUUCUGCUAAGUUAUUGAUCUUAUGUGUGAUGUAUAUUUAUGUGUGUGGAUUAAAUUGCGACUGAGCUUGCAUAGAGAAUGUAAAAUGAACUUCUAAAAAGCUGUAGAAGUGCUUAAAUAUACACUUUACGCGAUGUGUGACUU
Molecule: messenger RNA, 1129 nt
Organism: Xenia sp. Carnegie-2017
Lineage: Eukaryota; Metazoa; Cnidaria; Anthozoa; Malacalcyonacea; Xeniidae
Product: protein boule-like
Exons: 10
Coding region: 362-865 (167 amino acids)
Molecular function (GO): RNA binding
Source: RefSeq, a predicted model, not a curated record